Messenger RNA from Rhodamnia argentea, 1434 nucleotides. RefSeq names its product calcium-binding protein CML24-like. NCBI's taxonomy places the organism in Eukaryota, Viridiplantae, Streptophyta, Magnoliopsida, Myrtales, Myrtaceae. The transcript has 2 exons. The record is from RefSeq and is a predicted model, not a curated record. Bases 46 to 570 code for a protein of 174 amino acids. Gene Ontology annotation, molecular function: calcium ion binding.
AUUGUAGUUUUAUAAUCUCGCUCUCCUCUCGGAGUGUGGUCGACAAUGUGGAAGAGAUCGAGCUCGAGCUCGAGCUCGCAGCCGAAGGCUACGGGCUGUCUGGGCAGCAUGGACCAGGUCAGGCAGGUCUUCGGCCAGUACGACAAGAACGGCGACGGCAAGAUCUCCUGCGACGAGCUCCGGGAUGUCCUCUCCGCGCUCGGCCCCUCUCCCACCACCCGCGAGGAGGCCAGGGCCGCCAUGUCCGAGAUCGACAAGGACGGCGACGGGUUCAUCGACCUCGACGAGUUCGCCGAGCUGAUCCUCGGCGGCGGGGGCAGCCGCGGCGGAGGCGGGGGGCCCGAGUGCGGGGCCAAGGAGCUCAAGGACGCGUUCGACCUGUACGAUCUCGACGGGAACGGGGUGAUCUCGGCGGGCGAGCUGCACGCGGUGAUGAAGAAGCUGGGGCAGAAGUGCAGCCUCGGGGACUGCAGGAAGAUGAUAAGCUCGGUCGAUCGGGACGGGGACGGCAACGUCAACUUCGAGGAGUUCAAGAAGAUGAUGACGACGAGCAACGGGGCUCGGAGUUGACCGGCGCUGUUGGCUCUCUACCUUUGUACAUGCCAAAAGCCUAAGCAGUCGGAUUGACAAAAUAAAUCACUCAUUAUCACAGGCUUCUGCAAUACUUUUAGAGGAUCUCUGUCUCCGGUUGACAAAUGCAUUGUUAGCAUUCAAUGUCGUUGUAAUGGUUGAUGUCGCGCACCCGUCCUCUCCUCUUGCAGUGCUUUCUUUGCAUCCGGCAGUCAUAGCGAGCAAGGUCUUUUCUAAAGGUUGUUGCGUUGUGCCAACACAUGUCGCACACAACGUCGAGAUACUUCUUGCGACAUUCUACCACUUGCCUACUCGCAUGGACUUGUCUCAACAAUAGAACUCCUCCCUUCAAGAACUCGCCACUCUUGGCGAUGAGAAGGAGCUUGGCAACAUAAUAAGCUCCAAGGUGCCCGAUUCGCGCAGCCCUCUUCGAUAGCCCCAUUCGUAGGCCCGCCUUCACUAGACUUACAUACUUAUACUGCAACAUACGCAAUUUUUUUAUGGUCAAUUUCUAGCUUUGAACGAAAUUAUAGGGAAUAAAUUAGAAAGAAAAAUCAUGUAAUUAAAUACGUACUAGUCUUUGUGUCUAUAGCCUCCAAAUUAUCGCAUUUGAUGCACUUUUCAACGAAGGCAUUGCCUUCUUCGGGAUGCCACCACAAUAUCUUUGAAAUUUUGUCAAUUGAUAGUUAUCAAUAUAAGUAGUCUUCUUUAGCUAAUUUAUUAAAGAUCUUGCAACCGCAGGGACCAAAUAUUGAUGAGAACAAGAUUUCAUGAUAUACCUACUAAUAUUUAUCUAGCUUCCCAAUGGUGAAAAAGAAUUAUUUUUAGAAAAUGUUUCAUCUAUUAAAAACCAUAUCUACUUUU